Molecule: messenger RNA, 1200 nt
Organism: Fusarium oxysporum Fo47
Lineage: Eukaryota; Fungi; Ascomycota; Sordariomycetes; Hypocreales; Nectriaceae
Product: EMI1 family protein
Exons: 1
Coding region: 277-927 (216 amino acids)
Source: RefSeq, a predicted model, not a curated record
CUCGGCAUCCCUCCCAGCGCAUCUCAUCACCCAAAUCUCCAAUAUCCAGAACAAUGUGCGCUCCACCAAGACUCAAGUCAGAUUAUAUCGCUUCAACAACUUCAAUUAGACAGUCGAUUCUCUAUUCAUCAAGAUUCAGGCUUCAACCGCGCCAUUCCCUUGUGACAUCGAUACUUUCCCUUCCAUCUCCAUCAAAUUCCGAGCUUUUUCGCAUCAACCAUCACGAGAGACUGAAACGAGAUAUUCAGUUGAAUCUACCACUUAUAAAACGUCGCAAUGGGUUGGUUAUGGUCUUCAACACCUUCCAGCGAGGAUAAGUCAGCUGUGCCAGUCACGGAGACACCUCCUGUAACAUCAACAACCACAACCACAACUUCAGAUCCUUCAACAUCAGCCCCAUCCAACUCAAAUACUGAUCCCGAAAUCCAAAAGUUCAUCGACCUAUUUGAAGCUGAGAAGAACGCCAAACCCUCCACAACAGAAGACCAACAACAACAAACCUCCUCAUCUUCCAAAAUACCAUCAUGGCUCUCUCUCAAGAAAUCCACGCGCUCAUCCGCCCCUACGCCCGCCGAUAUUCCUCCCCGCGACGCUCUCUCCGAAGCCCUGCUCCCUACAGACAUGUCCUGUCGUCAGGCCUUCGACCAAGCAUGGGCAUGCAACUCGAUGGGUGGACAAUUCAAUGCCGUGUAUCGCUACGGUGAGAUGAGGUCAUGCAGUGAGCAUUGGGAUGACUUCUGGUUCUGCAUGCGUACCAAGAGUUACUCUCCUGAGAUGCGGGAGAAGGCUAUCAGGGAUUAUUAUCGUGCGAAAGAGUUCACAAAGUACGGCCCCGGGAAACCGAGUAGUGAAGAUGUCUGGGAGAGUAGAGAGGACAAGGUACCAGAAGGGACAGUAUUUAAUGAGCCUGUUGAGCCACGAAAUUGAUCAACUUACUCUUGUAUUAAUAGAAAAGCUCCCAGUAUCUCAAACAGGAUCUGUUAUUAUCCUCGAGCGGCUGCCAGAGGUUGCUACCUUUUCCUGAGAAUGUGGUUCGAAUCUUCCAGACCAUUCAAAGACUUCGCUACAGCGUGUUGUCAACACAACAAUGAUACUUAUGAUAGAUAGGUGCCGGCAACAUGUUAAUACCUCUUCGUAUUUAUGUCGAAAUACGUUCUUCAGAUCCUUCUUGGACGUAUUCACGUGAGCCCAGACAUCAUC